Messenger RNA from Brettanomyces bruxellensis, 2040 nucleotides. RefSeq lists its product as uncharacterized. Lineage: Eukaryota; Fungi; Ascomycota; Pichiomycetes; Pichiales; Pichiaceae. Gene Ontology annotation, biological process: protein modification process. Gene Ontology annotation, cellular component: cytoplasm. The record is from RefSeq and is a predicted model, not a curated record. Gene Ontology annotation, molecular function: biotin--[biotin carboxyl-carrier protein] ligase activity. The coding region runs from base 1 to 2040 and encodes 679 amino acids. The transcript has a single exon.
AUGAACGUUUUAGUGUAUUCGGGUCAAGGAACAACGGAUGACAGCGUGAAGCACUGCGUGGAGACCAUGAGGCUCCUUUUAUCGCCGUAUUAUUCGGUGUCUAAAGCUUCAGCAGACACGAUUAUCAAACAACCAUGGCAAGGCAAGACCACAAUGCUUGUGAUUCCAGGGGGAGCAGAUCUGCCGGUGUGCCGGGCGUUCAACGGGAGGACAAACGAGAAAAUAUCGCAGUUUGUGAACCGGGGAGGCCGGUUCAUCGGGUUUUGUGCCGGCGGAUACUACGGGUCAAAAAGAUGCGAGUUUGAAACUGGAACAGACAUGGAGGUGAGCGGACCUCGGGAGUUGGGCUUUUUCCCGGGCAUAUGCCGGGGCUGUGCAUUUAGGGGGUUCCGUUAUGGGUCUGAGGUGGGUGCACGUGCUGCAAAACUCAAUGUGAAUCGUAUUUCUCUUCCUGAUUGUCAGUAUAGCACUGUUUACAGCUACUAUAACGGGGGUGGGAUGUUUGUUGAUGCGCCCAAUUAUGCAAAUGUCGAGAUUCUGGCCCGGUACAGCGACCAGCCGGACGUGCCAGAUGGUCCAGGCGGUGCUAAUGCGGCAGUUGUGUACUGCAAAGUUGGAAAUGGGGCGGCAAUGCUUAGCGGUGUGCAUCCGGAGUUCACACCUGAACUUUUGGCCCAUUCGGCCGAUGCCCCAGGUUUCAGCAAGGUUGUCGACGUGCUAAAGAGGCACAACGAGGAGCGGAUGGACUUUUUGCGGGCAUGCCUCAAAAAAAUGGGCCUGCAUGUCAACGAGAGCACAUCGGUGGGAAGACCACACCUCACGCCUCUAUUUUUGACGUCUGUGAACAAGACAGACACGCAGCAGAUGAUUGGCCGGCUGGAGAGAGAGAUACCGCAUGGUAUUGACAACAUUUCGAAUGGCGGGAGCGACAAAUUCCGAUUUCACUGGUCGUUGAGCGAGCUGGGAGACAAGUUGCCGGAAGAGGGGUACGAGGACCCCGAAACGGCAAUAAAAGAGGUGUACGCGUGUGUGGACAGGCUUCCAACAAGGGAGGAGACGCCGAACUUCGAUAUAGGUGCCUUUUUGUGCGAGCUCCCCCGUGCUUACAGCAAUCUCAGCACCGUAGGAGCAGUCGGCAAGACUUUUAUGUAUGGGGAGGUGGUAACCUCGACCAGUGCACUCAUGGACUCCAACAUACACCUAAUGGGCGUGUUGCCGGAUGGGUUCACUGUGUAUGGGUCGAUCCAGGUGUGUGGAAAGGGACGAUCGGGGAACUUCUGGGUGAAUCCGAUUGGAAUGAUGGCAGUUUCAAUUUUCAACCGGAUGUCGUUGGAGCAGGCGCAGCGAACACCAAUCGUGUUCAUCCAGUAUCUAUGCAGCAUGGCCCUCAUCGAGGCCAUCUGGCACUAUGGAGAUGGAUACUCGGAGAUCCCCGUGAGGAUCAAAUGGCCCAACGAUGUGUACAUCAUGCUUCCGAAGUUUGUUGAGCGGGGGGAGCACUACAAGAGCCAGAAGUUGGGCACUGUAACAAGUGAUGGAGAGAUCGAGGCCACAUACACGAAGGUAGGGGGAAUCAUGGUGAACGUGAACGUGAUAAACAGGGAGUACUGCUUUGUGGUUGGCUCAGGGUUGGAUGUUUCGAAUGCCGCGCCGACAGUGUCGAUAAACUCGGUAAUCGAGGCCAUGAACAGGUACUGGGGGCAGACUGGACAGGACAAGCAUCUUGCUCCGCUCAAAAUAGAGACUCUACUUGCCCGAUACUUGGCUUCUUUCAACUCGAUGCUCAACAUAUUCAAAGCUGAGGGCUUCAGGCCUUUUCUCGACACUUACUACAGCAUGUGGCUUCACACGAACCAGACUGUACGCCUCACAUCGGAGGGAGAUGCCCGGGCUCGCAUUAUAGGAAUAACUUCUGACUGGGGGAUGCUUCUUGUCCAAAAAACUGACAGCCAGGGGAGGGCAACGGGAGAAAACUACGAAUUGCAGCCGGAUGGAAACUCGUUUGACAUGUUUAGGGGGUUGAUUUCGAAGAGGAAGUAA